AUGAACAGUCUGAAACAUAUCACUUGGUACAAUGAUCGUUUCGAUUUUAUUGUCGAAAAUAUGCACUAUGCUCCCGAGGGAAGUGGAAGAAUUAAACAUGCUCUUAUAACGCUCUCCGUCAGUUUCAUACCGAAUGUUAGCGUUGACAGACUUAUGCAUUCCAGAGUCAUCGAUAUGAUUGUUGACAAGGGCUUACCGAAUGAGGAAUUUGAUGAAUUGUCGAUCAAGUGUUUGAGCAAUAUUGUUGAACGCAUUUUAGACGCCAAAAUUGAGAAAAAGUCGAUGGAGUUCAAAAUUCGAAUUCAUAAAAUGUUUAGCCAUUUGAUGAGAUUGAGUUGGGAUCCGGAUCGUAAAAGUUUCGCCAAUUUUGCUGAGAGGCAUUCGAUUAUCGUUCGAGGCUAUGAAGAAUUUUUCAACAUCGACACAUCCAAGAAGAUGAAGGGAUUCGAUAUCGUGAAAAUGAGGGAAGAAUUGCGAAUGACUGCAUUGGCUCACGCCAAUAAAGGAAAGGAAGCCAAAGAGAAGAGAAUUGGUGAAGAAAGGAGGGCCGCUGAAAGAGAAGCUGAAAGAAAGAAGGCUGAAGAGAAGAAGCCCGAAUCAAAUCAUGCUGCUAAUAGUCCAGCUUCUACUAGUCAGCCUUCUAGAAGCCAAGCGUCUGCCGCCAGACCUGCUGAUUCAUCGUUCCAACCGCCAGUCUUCACGGGCGAUAUUCUAUCGUUUUUAAUGCAAACACGCGAUGCGAUGAUGGCCAAUUUGAACAUGAAAUCCGAAUAA
Molecule: messenger RNA, 774 nt
Organism: Caenorhabditis bovis
Lineage: Eukaryota; Metazoa; Nematoda; Chromadorea; Rhabditida; Rhabditidae
Source: the annotation of a GenBank genome assembly